UACGUGACAGAUAGUGACAACACGUCGAAAAUGGCUGACUCUGGCCCGAGUAAAACCGAUAUUGAAGCAAUUUUUCAAAGAUUACGUUCGAUUCCUUCGAAUAAAGUAUGUUUCGACUGCAACGCAAAGAAUCCUACGUGGUCGUCGGUGACGUACGGGGUGUUCAUCUGCCUCGACUGCUCGGCAGUGCACCGCAGCCUCGGCGUGCACCUCACAUUCGUGCGCUCUACACAGCUGGACACCAACUGGACAUGGAAACAACUCCGGAACAUGCAGCUUGGCGGGAAUGUGAAUGCUACCCAGUUUUUCCGCACACAUGGACUCUCCACAGAAGAUGCUCGUCAGAAGUACAGUUCCCGUGUGGCACAGAUGUAUCGUGACAAGUUGAGCGCCAUGUCUGAACAAGCUAUGAAGACAUAUGGGACCAAGCUGCACCUGGACCCCGCGCCGGCCGAGCCCAAGGAGAGCAAGGAGCCCGAGGUAGACUGGUUUGCGGAGCACGGCGAGAGUGCCGCCCCCACUAACACUAGCGAGCUUGUCCCUGCACAGGUGGGGGGCGCGGUCGGAGGCGAGCUAAGUUCCCAGGCGCGGCUGUGGGCCCCCGCGGGGCCGGCGCCCGCGCAGCCCGCGCGCAAGGGACCCGCCAAGCGGACCGGGUUGGGUGCGCGUAAAGGCGGGCUCGGCGCCACCAAGGUGGCCGCGAACUUCGAGGACAUCGAGCGCGAAGCCAUCAUGGCAGAGAAGCUGAAGGCGGAGGCGGCGGCCAGCGGCGCCAGCGGGGGCGCCACGCUGGAGAGCGUGGAGCAGGAGGUGGCGUCGCUGCGUCUGGCGUACGGAGGGCCGGGCGCCGGGCCGGGCGCCGGGCCGGGCGCCAGGCCGGGCGCCGGCGCCGCGCGGCCGCACGCCGACCGACUGGGCAUCGCCAGCGCCACGGCCGCCACGCGCGCCGGAGUGUCCCACUCGGCCACGUCGGACAUGACGCUCAUAGAGCAGGAGGACGCGCCCACGGCGCGGGCGCAGCUCGACGACAUCGACGACUUCACUUCUUCCUUUACCAUGAUCAGAAACGAGCCAUACGGCAACAGUCGCAACUUGGACAAACUAUUCGGUGACAGCGACCGCAAGUGUUCUUCGUACGACAACCUGGGCGGGGGCGGAGUCACGCGCAUCUCUCCCGAGCCGGCCCGGCCCGUGCACACCAUGUUCGGGGGCGCCGCCCCCAGCGCCGCGGGCCCCGACGGGGGCGCCGCCCCGGCCGCCUCCCGCAGCCGGCCCCGGCGUGCGGAGCCCGAGGACGACUCCGCUGUCAAGAAGUUCGGCUCCGCCAAGGCCAUCAGCUCCGCACAGUUCUUUGGAGAGCAGGAAUCCCGCUGGGAGCGCGACUCCAACCUGUCGCGGUUCCAGGGCAGCAACAGCAUCUCGUCCGCCGAGUACUUCGGGGGCGCGGGGGGCGCGGGCGCGGGGGCGCGGGGCGCGCGCGCCUUCAGCGUGGGCGCGCCGGACCUGGACGACGUGCGCGAGUCGGUGCGCGCGGGCGUGACGCGCGUGGCGGGCCGCCUGUCGUCGCUGGCCAACGGCGUCGUGUCCUCCAUACAGGAGCGCUACGGCUACUGAGCGGCCCGCCGUGGGUUUCUACUUCCCUGUUACUUCCCGACCGCGUCAUAAUGAAAAAUUGCGAUGUCAAAUAUGUUUUCAUUUCUUGACAAUAAGUAGAAACGUUCUAUAAUAUAACAUUAUCCUCUCCCCGACGUCAUUAGCGCCAGUUUUAUGUAAUAUACGCAAAAAGGCAUUGUAUUGUAUAUCAUUGUAUUGUCAACAGAGAACGAGACAUUGUAUCUGGGACAAGUUGUAGCAACUUUCUAAUUUAGGUAAUAAAUAAAUUUGUAUAAUUAUGCGCAUUUACUGUAAAUCAAAAGCUAAAUGCGCGCUUUAAUAAAUAAGUGUGUGACAGUGAGAGUGGAGUGCACACGAGGGGGGGAGCGUGGUUCUGUGUAAAUAUUGUAUGAUAUAGUAUGUAUGUAUGUAUGUAUGUAUGUAUGUAGCAGUCCGGAGCUGGUCCCCGCUGUACAUGGAGUGCCGGCGCCAGUACUGCGCGCGCCAUGCUGUCGAUGCUGUAUGCGUCAGCCUGUACCUUAUACAGCAAUAGCAUUUGAUACAUAGCUAUGCAGAUUGUAAACUAUCUUCGAGGAAACUUUGUGUCUAUAACAUCUUCAUUGACAAAUAAACUUCUACACUUUCA
Spodoptera litura is the source of this 2239-nucleotide messenger RNA. RefSeq names its product ADP-ribosylation factor GTPase activating protein 3 (gene ArfGAP3). Gene Ontology annotation, biological process: COPI coating of Golgi vesicle. Gene Ontology annotation, molecular function: GTPase activator activity. NCBI's taxonomy places the organism in Eukaryota, Metazoa, Arthropoda, Insecta, Lepidoptera, Noctuidae. The record is from RefSeq and is a predicted model, not a curated record.